AUGCGUAGGCGGUACGUGAGCCUUGUAUGCACACCAGGCUUCGCAGAGGCUCAUCUCCUUAUUUUUGAAAAUGAGGCUAAGUGGGCCACCUCCAACCCCCCCACCGCCUCCUCGCCUCCUCGUACUUCGCCCCCCCCACCACCACCCUCAGACUUGACCAACCUCUGUGAGACACUGUCAGUCUCUGACUCGGGCUCCUCCUCUCUCCUCACCAUCGAGCAGCUACUGCAAGCCGAUGACGGAUCUCGCAAAGGCGCCAAAUACGUCGUCAGGCUCGAUGGACUUUUUUUUGUGGGACCCAGUCAUGUCAGUGUUAACAAUCGUGUGUCAUUUGUGGCGGCAAUCAAAUCAGCUUUCGGGAAACUCGCCUCCUCUACAUCGACGCCCUCCAAGGGCCACAGCAAAACUGGCAGGAAACCCUCUCAGGGUGCUGCCGAUCGCGCCGGAAGUGCUGAAUCCUACAUCUCGACCACGUCGACACCAGGGCCGACACCAACGGCCACUGAUGGCCACACGUCAUUGAGUACCCACGCCGAGCGACCAGCUUCCAUCUGCGGUUUGCCUUCUCUGAAUGAUGACAAGGCCGGUGCAAAUCGUCCACCCACUUCCCUAGGUCUCUUUUUCCAGGAUGGCAGCUCUACCUUCCUGUCCCUCAGCAGCGCCAACCUUGUGGAUGCUUGGUACCAGGCUCUGUCCGCCGUCGUUGCCACCAAUCGAUCUCGAUCAAGCUACCCCCACAUUGUGGCCCGCUUCAGUCGAUUCAGAGGCACCUUUGGCUUUGGCGCUCGUGGUGUGCCCUUUGACUCAAGGCUUCUCAACUGGCCAGGUCGCGCGUGGCACCCAGCGUGUAUAAACUCGCGCGCAAUGCACGCUGUCGACAAGUGA
This is a messenger RNA of Mesocestoides corti, 885 nucleotides long. The record is from the annotation of a GenBank genome assembly. NCBI's taxonomy places the organism in Eukaryota, Metazoa, Platyhelminthes, Cestoda, Cyclophyllidea, Mesocestoididae.